Triplophysa rosa is the source of this 1604-nucleotide messenger RNA. RefSeq names its product eukaryotic translation initiation factor 3, subunit H, b (gene eif3hb). Gene Ontology annotation, cellular component: eukaryotic translation initiation factor 3 complex; eukaryotic 43S preinitiation complex; cytoplasm. Lineage: Eukaryota; Metazoa; Chordata; Actinopteri; Cypriniformes; Nemacheilidae. The record is from RefSeq and is a predicted model, not a curated record. The coding region runs from base 57 to 1058 and encodes 333 amino acids. Gene Ontology annotation, molecular function: protein binding; translation initiation factor activity; metallopeptidase activity. The transcript has 8 exons.
CACGCUCACCGGAAGUCGCUUGUUUAACGGUCUACUUUCUCCGGACCCGCGUAAAGAUGUCAUCUCGAAAAGAAACCGGGUCUGGAAGAACCCUGGACUUUCCUGUCAAACAGAUCCAGAUCGACGGACUGGUGGUGCUGAAGAUCAUCAAGCAUUACCAGGAGGAAGGUCAGGGCAGUGAAGUGGUACAGGGUGUGUUGCUGGGGCUGGUGGUGGAGGACAGACUGGAGAUCACCAACUGCUUCCCCUUCCCUCAACACACUGAAGAUGAUGCUGACUUUGAUGAAGUUCAUUAUCAGAUGGAGAUGAUGAGAAGUCUGCGCCAUGUCAACAUCGAUCACCUUCACGUGGGCUGGUAUCAGUCAACCUUAUACGGCUCUUUCGUCAGUCGGGCUCUUGUGGACUCUCAGUUCAGCUACCAACACGCCAUCGAGGAGUCUGUUGUGCUUAUCUACGAUCCUGUUAAGACAUCGCAGGGUUCUCUGUGUCUGAAGGCCUACAGGCUGACCCCCAAGCUGAUGGAGAUUUGUAAAGAGAAGGACUUCUCAGCAGAAGGGCUGAAGAAGGCCAGCUUGGGGUACGAGAACAUGUUUGAAGAGGUGCCCAUUGUCACCAAGAACUCUCAUCUCAUAAACGUUUUGCUGUGGGAGCUGGAGGACAAGUCCACUGUUGCAGAAAAGCACGAGCUCCUCAACUUGUCCAGCAGUUCUCACAUGGAGAAGAGCCUGCAGAUGUUGAUGGACCGGGUGGAUGACAUGAGUCAAGACAUUGUCAAGUACAACAACUAUUGUCGCAGUCUCAGCAAACAACAGCAGCAGAAACAUCAGUACAUUCAGAGACGUCAGCAGGAGAACACUCAGAGACAGAGCCGAGGAGAACCUCAGAUUCCAGAAGAAGACCUCAGCAAGAUGUUCAAGCCCCCUCCUCAACCCCCACGAAUGGACACCCUACUCAUCGCCAGUCAGAUCAACACAUACUGCCAGACCAUCAAGGAGUUAACAUCUCAGAACCUUGGCAAGCUUUUCAUGGCCGAAGCUCUCCAGGAAUCAAGCAGUUAGACCCGAGUCAAUCGAAUAAUAUCAAUGAUAGGUCAAGAUUCAUUCGUUUCCUUAACACUUAACACUUUUGAUCCCUUAAAUGUUUACGUACAAACAAAUUGGCUUUACAAGACUGCCGUUGCUGUAUCUUAUAAAAUAAGUUGAAACUGAAAUAAGUUGUUGUUAUACAUUUAACCUUUUUUAAAUAGUAAGUUGAUAAGUAAAACCAGUCUGAAAGUACUUAAAAAAUUCAAGGAAGCAAAAUGUUUUACUGUGUAUGCAUGGCAGCAUUUGUUUAAUAUUAUGAUGAUGGAAGGUUUAUUUUAAGUCUUUAUUAUUAUUAUUAUUAUUUCUAUUUUCCCAUUAUCAUACCUUAAACAUUUUAACAAUAUAAGGAGAAGGGGGGAAAACAGAUUGUAUAAAGAUACGUUAUGUUGUUUUAUUUAACAUGUAUAAAGAUACGUUAUGUAGAUCAGAAGGGACCAAACAUUGUUUAGAUUGAGAUGUGAAUGCUGUGCAAAAAGGAAUGUUAGAAAUUUGAUAAUAAAUUGGAUCUUUGUCACCGUC